Messenger RNA from Striga asiatica, 2256 nucleotides. The record is from the annotation of a GenBank genome assembly. NCBI's taxonomy places the organism in Eukaryota, Viridiplantae, Streptophyta, Magnoliopsida, Lamiales, Orobanchaceae.
AUGGCUCGCGGGGUCCCAAAGCAGAAGACGGGGCGGCGGCAGCGGCAGCGGCUCGAGUGGCAGCCCGCCGUGCCGCACCUGAUCCCCGGCGGCGCCGAGUACCGCCCCGGCGCCGUCCGCGAGUACCUCGACGCGCUCGCGUCGGACAGAAAGAAAUCCUCCCUCGAGAUCCUCACGAACGUCCGCAAGCACCUCCUCUACUCCGGUUGGAAAAUCGACUUCGUUCUCGCCGGCGAGCUGAUCAAGCUCCGCUACUCCUCCCCCGCCGGAAAAUCCUUCUACUCCCUUCCGCAGGUCUGCGCCUCCUUCAUCGACACCCGCUCGUCCAAAACCCCGAUUUCCUCUCCCUUCUCCGAAGUUUCCAGUACUAAAUCGCCCGAGUUUUUCAAACCGGGCGACGAGGUCACGAUCGAACCCGAAUAUUGCCCUGAGGCCGUCUCUGAUUACUGCUCGAAUAGCAGUGAAAUGGGGUGGAAGCCCGGAGCCAUGAAAGCUAAGCAGCACUUAUCAGCUCUCGGGUGGUCUUUUUAUUACACGCUGAAAGGAGGAGGUACGAAGAGGGAACUACGGUACAGCUCGCCAAACGGUCGAGUCUUUAGUUCUCUCCUCACGGCAUGUAAAUGGUGCGUUGGGGCUAAUGCCGUGACUUUAGACGAUGUAAUAGGCAAAAUGGGCGAACGUGAACUCCCGAGUAUGCUGAACGAGCCCUUGGAAAGUGAAAGUGGUGUUGUGAAGAAGAGAGGAAGGAAAAGGAAAUCGUGUGUGAGUGUGACGAGUAAGAGAGUUCGGGAUUUAGUCCCUUCUUCUUCCUGUAAUCAAAAUCCUCGAACUGUGUUAUCUUGGUUGAUUGAUAGUGGAGUGGUUUUGCCUCGAGCUAGAGUCGAGUAUCGUGCGAAAAAUGGUCUGGCUAUGGCAGUCGGACAAAUCGGUCAUGUGGGGAUCGAGUGCAGCUGUUGUGGGGUAAUUUUCACCCUCACGAAAUUCGAGGCGCAUGCCGGAAGCACAAAUCACAGGCCAUCGGCGAAUAUAUUCUUGGAGGAUGGACGGUCCUUGAUGGAGUGCCAGCAAGAACUGAGACGAGUUAGUGGCUCGACGGGUUUGAGAUCAGGAAGAUUGAGGACGAAUAGCGUCGAGACAAGUGGCAGCGAAUGGACAAAUGACGACUUUUGCUCCGUUUGCCGCGAUGGAGGCGAAUUAGUAUUGUGCGAUCGGUGCCCUUCCGCUUUUCAUACCGAGUGCCUUGGUCUACAGGAGGUUCCAGAUGGAGAUUGGUUCUGUCCGUCUUGUUGUUGUCGAAUUUGUGGUUUGAGCACGUUUGAAGGAGAGAUUGGAAAGGAAAUAGUUGAUGCUGUCUUGUUUCGUGCGCGCGCUCUAAUUUNAGAUCAUGAGGAAUGCCUCAGAAAUAAAGGUGUUAAGAGCUGUUAUUCUGGAGUAAGUUGGUUCUGUGAAGAUACAUGUAAACAGAUAUUUUGUGGUCUGCGUGAGAUUUUGGGGAAGCCGGUUGCUGUGGGGACUGACAAUAUGACUUGGACCUUAUUGAAAUACGUUAAGUCUUCUGAUCCUCACGAUCCAUGUGCCGUAUAUGAUGAGGAAGGUUUAUUGGAAGUUUAUGGAAAGCUUAAUGUUGUUCUUGGUGUUAUGCACGAAUGUUUCGAGCCUCUCAAAGCAGCUGGCACCAGAAGGGAUUUAGUCGAAGAUGUUAUUUUCAGCAAAUGGUCCAGGAGCAGCCGGAGUAACUUUCAAGGGUUUUAUACAAUAGUAUUGGAGAAGAAUGAUGAAUUGAUUUCAGCAGCUACCGUGAGAAUAUAUGGCAAGAGAGUGGCAGAAGUUCCUCUUGUGGCCACAAGGUUUCGAUAUCGUCGACUCGGAAUGUGCCGGAUUUUGAUGGAUGAACUUGAGAAGAAACUCGUGGAAUUGGGAGUGGAGAGGCUCGUUUUGCCGGCUGUUCCUAGCGCAAUCAGCACUUGGACUAAUUCAUUCGGAUUUUCCGAGAUGAACGAGUCAGAGAGAUUGAAGUUUCUUGCAUGCACUUUCUUGGAAUUCCAAGGAACAGUACUUUGCCAGAAAAUUCUAACGGGCAAUCCUUCAUCAGUAUCGAGCCACCAAUUGACGGGAAAAGAGGUCGAAAGCUGUUGUUAUCAGGUGAAUGGAAAUGGAAAGUCUGAAGUUAUUCAAGAGGAAAAUCAAGUGGAGGAAACUGACUUUAUAGGCCAAGAUUCUACAUGGUGGAUAGACGAGCUUCUCAUGACUUCUUGA